GGGUCCUAAUUCAUGUGCGACAGCAGCAACACGUUUCCAGGAUAGUCUCUGAUCUUCUUCGCAGUCUAACAUCAGGUUCCUAUUCUGUUUGACUUACAGUCAAUGUACAGCUGUCCCAGCGUUCCCCUAUACAUAAUUUUACGUCGUUUUUCCAGGAUUCUCUGUUUUCCAAACAUGGGUAAAAGAAGCAGACAGCGGCAGAAAAACCAAAGUGCUGGCGGCAGGGAUCCCAGGGACAACGCAGUAAGAUUCACACUUUCACUGUUGCAAAUCCUUUUUUUGUGACUUUUUAAAAGCCCGAUAAGGCCGCUCGUUGUCGAUAUUGAUGAAUGCGAAACAGGCUUAAUAUACAUCUUUAGCAGCUGCAUGUAGUCAUUGUGAUGUGAUAAUGUGGUCCAGAUCCUGCUUUACAGUUAGCUCCCUGUUCACUCACCUCACAUGGAUCCAUCCCUGACUUCCAUUUGCCUCUUUUAACAUCUCUUAAAACACGCUUUUCCUUUUUAUUUGGCGAGAUUGUCAGGUUUAACUACAUGCCACAAUACUGAUACUAACCAAGUCUCGGUUGUUUAGGGUUGGGAAGCUGGCUAUGCAGACAUUGUGAAGGAAAAUAAGCUGUUCGAGCACUACUACAAAGAGCAAGGUUUGGUGCCUUUAGAGGAGUUCGAACAGUUCAUGGAUGCAAUGAGAGAACCACUGCCCGCAACUAUCCGCAUCACUGGAUAUAAGAGGUGAAUUGGAGAGAUUUACACCCUGCAUUUGAGCAGGUACAAAGUGUCACAUAUAAAGUCAUGUAUUCUGAUGUAAACUUGUGUCUUUUUCUUUCUGACAAAGCAUGCACAACCUAGAAAAUGAGAGCCAGGACUUUCCUUAAUGUGUGAUAACUUGUAAAAUCUGUUCUCAAAUGUGCUCUCUCUCCUUUUUCUGAUAUUUACCAUUUAUUUUUCUUUCCUCCAUUUUAACUCUGUUGUCGCAUAAACACAAGUUAAGCCCUAAUAUUGCUUUUAUGACAAGUAUUUUGUGAUGACAAAUGUGACAGUAAUAGACUUGGAUGUAAACUUACAUCGAGAAGCAAACCCCAAACCAUGAAAAUCUGAUUCCAGCUUCAGUUUUUUUUUAAUGGGUGAUAAGAGCGGUGGUUAAAUGAACUGAAAAUCAGCUAGUUUAACUUCCAUUCCUACUGCUGUCUUUUCUGUCCUCUCAGCCAUGCCAAAGAAAUCCUCCACUGUCUCAAGGAAAAAUACUUUAAGGAUAUCCAGGAGUUAGAGAUUGAUGGACAGAAGACUGAGGCUCCGCAGCCUUUAAGCUGGUAAGAUGUCAGGAUGUCAUGUGUUUUUAUUUCAUUUUAUUCAUUAUUUCUUAAAUUUCAUUCUAUGUUACUUUGCUUUUCAAUUUUAACCUAAACCUCUUGUGUUUCCUUAUGACGUUUCCUCAGUGUGCAUAUUCCUGUUUCCACAAAAUCAAGCCUUUUUAAGUUCAUGCAUUUUAAUUCUGUUUCUGUUGCAUUUGGAUCGUGGGGUGGGAAUGACGGGUUGGGCUGGGGUACUUGUGCUACAUGGUUGUGUAUGAAAAGUGCUACAUAAAUAUAGACUGAUUGAUUGAGUGAUGAUUUACCCCUGGCUCUAAGAACUCCAAUUCUCUGAAAUCUAACUGAACUUUAUGCCCUGUCAUCUCCAGGUACCCAGAUGAGCAGGCCUGGCACACUAACAUGAGUAGGAAGAUCAUCAGGAAGUCUCCCUUGCUGGAGAAGUUCCACCAGUUUCUGGUUAGCGAGACUGAGUCGGUGAGGAAAGCACAAAAUAAAUAGAUAAUUUACUUCAAUCACUCAGUGUUUUAACAAAGACAGGAUGUCAUACUGUAAAAGGGUGAAAAGGAAAUGCUGGAAUAGAUAAGUAUAACUUUUCAUGUUUGUGCAGGGUAAUAUCAGCAGACAGGAAGCUGUCAGUAUGAUCCCCCCUCUACUCCUGAAGAUCGAGUCCCACCACAAGGUAAAGUACUGGUUAUAGGUUAAAAAUAUGGGGUCAGAGGUUAAUGAGGCAGAGCCUGUAAGCUUGUUCAGACAGCCAAUGAGCUACACUGUUACAUGCAUGACAUGUCUCUCUCUUUACCAUCAUCUGAAAACUGUACUAUCUGUGGCUGUCCACUUCAGCUGCAAGUUUCUCAUCUGUCCGUCUGCUCUGUAAAUGUCAGUACUGACUUGUACCAAUGCUGCACUGAUACAGGAGCCUGUAUGCCACUCCAAACUCUAUCUUGGAGGUUUAAGAAAAUCUCAUCACUCCCCAAAUCUUUGUAUGCUUGCUUGACAACAUAAGGUAUUAAGGUAUUACAAUUUUUCCCCUGUGUACCUCUGGCUUUGGAAACAGUUAUCUGAAAGAUAUUGUUUGGUGUGUUGAUGUAUGUUUAUGUGCAGAUCCUGGACAUGUGUGCUGCUCCUGGGUCAAAGACAGCCCAGCUGAUUGAGAUGCUCCAUUCUGACAUGGAUGUGCCCUUUCCAGGUCAGAGGGGGGGCAGCAUUCAAACCCUGUAAAGAUGCAACAUUAUCAGCUGUAACUUUGAGAAAGAUUUAUUGUUGUAAAAAUGGCAAGAACUGAAAAAGCAAUUUACUCCUGGAACCUCUUUUUGUAUCCUACAGAAAAAAAAUACAGGUUGAAUCACAUCACACAAGCAGACUUUUGAUCAAAGUUAAAAACAAUAGGAGUUGACUGCGUUGACAGCCUGACUUGACAGCAAUUUUACUAUGAUAAAAGAAUGCCAAUCUGUACGUCAAAUAGCUGUACCUGGGCUCAAUGAUGGUUUGUGCUGUGACCAGUCUUCCACCGAGAGUGCAAUGCAGCUUGAGCCGCAGACUAGCACCUUUAACAAUAUUAAUGACUGUUAAAUUGCAGAGAAAUUAACACACAGUCACUGUAAGUAACUCAAAUGUGUCCUCUGAAGUAUUCAUAAAGCACAGAAAACAUCCGUGAAUUCAACCUGGAGAAUUAAUCCUCGUAUAAGCAGCUGACUGUCUGUCUUUGUGCUUCCAUUUUAUUGGUUGUCAACUGAAAUCUCCUCCUUUACUUUUCAGAGGGCUUUGUCAUUGCCAAUGAUGUGGACAAUAAGCGCUGCUACCUGCUUGUGCACCAAGCCAAGCGUCUCAACAGCCCCUGCAUCAUGGUUGUCAACCAUGACGCCUCCUGCAUCCCCAUGCUGAAAAUCGACAAAGAUGGCAGCAAGGACAUCCUCUUCUACGACCGCAUCCUCUGCGACGUACCCUGCAGGUCCGGGAAAGGCUGAAGGAAUUUUCACACAUUAGAACACUGCAGGGGAGCUGAGAUUUAAAGACACUGUAGGAGACUUGGAUAUAGAAAGAAAUAUGGUUGAUAAGCUGAUGUUUUUGUGGUUCUACUGUAGAAGAGAUUUAUUGUGACAGAUGGAGAUAAGCCUCCCCUUUCUGGCAAGAUGCAAGAUUUUUAAAGGUCCUCCAUAAAUAGCUAUUUGUCAUGUUCUUCUCUUCGUGUUUCCCUAAUGGCUUUGUGGUUCAAACACUGUUCACCUCUUUGGACCUAGCAUCACUUUUUGGCCCAAAAAGAACUUUGAGUGUUUGCAAAUUUGGCCCGAGUUUGGCCAGCUGCAGUGCUGUAGCCAGAAGACCCUGCCAAACACAACAUAGAAGGAGAAGGGCAAGAAAAGUAGUAAUGGAAGACAGAGAGGGGGCAGGCAGGAAGCAGGGGUUGUGAGCAGUCAGCUACAGCCGAGUGUCCAGACAGUUUGUGCUUGGCAGACAUUUUUACCCUAUGAAAAGUGUCUGCUGUUUUCAGAGCCUAAAGUCAAACUGGGGAUGUUUCUCUGUCUGCUCUGUGUUCUGCAGCGGAGACGGCACCAUGAGGAAGAACAUAGAUGUGUGGAAGAAGUGGACAACCAGCAACAGCCUGCAUCUGCAUGGGUGAGUCAGGAAAGGGAAUGUGUUUGUGCUUUUGUGAUAAACUAGGAAUUCAUGCUCUCCUGUUGUUCACUAAAUUGACUAAACAACAAGGGAAUGUUUUGCAUUCUUUUGGUGCUAAUUAAAAAAAAAAAAAGUUGGCAAUAUUAGAGGGCUUGUUUUUUUUUUUUUAUGUGUGUGUGUUUGUUGUUACCAGGCUCCAGCUCCGUAUUGCAGUACGUGGUGUGGAACAGCUGGCUGUGGGUGGGAGGAUGGUCUAUUCCACCUGUUCUCUCAACCCUAUAGAAGACGAGGCCGUCAUCGCAGCGCUGCUGGAGAAGAGCGAAGGUUACACACACGCACACACGUACACAGGCUCAGUUCCAGUACCAGACAAGCUCAAUUUUGAUUUGUCUACAUUUAAUAUCAGGCUUCACAACUAUUCUAAGUAGUUUACCAGUCAUACUGUCAAAGAUGAGCGCUUGAGGAUGUAGAGUCCCACUCCGAUCUUUUCUCUUUUACUACUUAGAGUGUUCUCUGUGGUCUUUAAACGCUGAUAAUGAAGUUUUUAGCCAGUCACGCUACCUGUGUCAUUUUCAAGGGCUUUUCUUCUGCAGAGCUCCAGUAGCUCAUAAGCAAUUCACCUCUGAGUUGUGGGCUGAGACAGCACUGCUCUGCACACUCCUCCUUGAGUUAGCUUGUAGCCUAACAUUGCUGGUGUAGUAGAAGUGGCAGGUAACAUAGGAGCUAUUCAGCGUUCAGACACUAAUGUCUGUAGGGACAUGAUGAAAGCUAAUAUCAUAAUUAGCUUUCUUACGAGCAUUUCAAUCUGCUAACACACACGCUUGUUGUGUGAUUGUCCUCUCUAUUCUCCAAGCUUGGCCUGCAUAGUGGGGCUCCUGGGCGGAGCUUGGAUUGGUUACGUAGGAAAUCUCACUAUGUCUGAUCUUGUUGUUUGGGUCUGCCAGGGAUUCACAGUGAUUUGAAUGCAGAAACACUCAGAAAUGCAAUUUGCACUUCUUUUUCUCAUGACAUGUCCUCCAGUAUCAGAAAAAUACCAUAUGAACAUGUAGACAAGAAAAAACAUGAUUUUCAUCUGAAUGGGUCUUUAAUGUGGUCUUAACCACAACCUCAGCUGAAGUAAAAAAAAAAGGGCAAGUAGCUUCCUACAAACUAUUUAUUGAACCUUCCUUAUACUUGGUAUCAACAUGUGAAAUGAGUGACAGCAUCACUGGUAUUUACAGACUUAACAGGUGUAAAUACACACAGGGUUGAUUGAGGAUAUACAUCCAAUCGAUCACUGAGGAAACCUACAGGAGUAGUCAAAGACACAGUUGUUUAUGCUGAAUGUCUUUGGCCACAGUAGAGAUUACUCACUCUGUCAUAGGCUGAUGUAUCUGACUGAUUAAAUUCUUCUUCUCUCUGUCAUAUGAAAACAGACAUAUUUUAUUCCUCAUUUCACAGUAGAUGUAUUGUUUACAUUGAAAGAGUGUGCAGGAGGUACAGGAGGUUGAAUACUUUUAUUGAUAAGAGAAGUCUAAAAGUUGAGUCAGUGAGAACACAGAUGAUUUAUAGAGGAGAUAAGUGGAUGUGGUGCCCUCCUUCAUUACACUGCAUAAGACAUAUAAGAAGUAUGAACAGUUGUGCCUAAAGCUGAUUACGUGAGAUUUUCAUGGGUGCAGCACUAAAACUGGAUAAACUGAUGUGAUACCUGUCGUGGCUGGUCUUAGCCUCACUCUGCCACAAAUCCUUUCCCUAAAAGACCACUCAGAUUUUGGUGCGCUACAUUUGCUGUUCAGUUUUUUGAAAUAAUUGAUUAUCAGAAUAAAAGGCUGAUUUAUCUUUGAUGAAAUGGUAGAUAAGUGUGUUGGCUUUUUUCAGAUGAAUAUUGUGGUAUGUGUUAGAUUGUAUGAAAGCAGUCAUUUUCAUUUAAUAACCAUGGCUAUUGCUGAUUUUAGCUGAUCAGUUUUCAGAAACAUUCAGAAUGGUUUAAUAAUUGAAGUGAAAUGAGUCUCCUACUUCAAUAUUUGCAGCUCCCCUUGGAUCUUCCUGCAGAGUUACAGAGUCUUGAAGCAUAAAAUCUGAAACCAGCAUGAGGAAAUGUUUGAGUUCUGCACUGAGAAACAGUUGAAGGAGAAAAGCUUGGGAACGGAGGGGCCUUCCUGGUUCAUAAACUAGAUAGGAUGUUGUCUGGUGUGAGGCCAUGCAGGUCCUUAAAAACAAGUAAAAGAACUUUAAAAUCAAUACGAGAACUAACAGUCAGUCAGUACAAAGCUGUUACAAUAGAAGUUAUAUGUGAUCUCCUUCUGGUCUUUGUCAGCACUCAUACUGCAGCAUUUUCGAUUAACUGGUUCAUUGUAUUCUUUGGCAGACUAGAGUGGAGCCCAUUGGAUUAGUCUAGCAUGCUAGUUAUAAAAGUUAGCAUGAAUCUCUCUGUGUUGAUCACAGAGAUACAGCCUCACCUUAUAAAUAUUGUUUAGAUAGUAAGAUGCGGUUGUUACAGAGUGUACAUGUGGUUUGAAAUCACAAUCUGAAUCAAAGAGAGCACCCUAGAUUUCCUGCUUUUUGGCCUGGGUUAAGUCCAAAUUCAUUUAGUAAAGAGGUCAGUUUCUUUAUCUGAGUCUUUGAAAUAAUGACGAGUACUUGUGUUUUGUUUUGAAUGAGCUGAAAAAAGUUUGGAGCUCCAUGUUUUAGUGUCUAAAAUGCAGCUAAAAGUGAUUCAGUUGGCAUGGUGUCAUCAGAAGACAUGGACACAGUAGAGCUUAGGGUCAUCAGCAUAACUGUGGAGAGAUGCCGUGUAUCCCAGUGACACUGAACCUUACUGCAGGUCACCUUAUAAUCAGCAGGGUUCCUACACAAGUAUGGAAAGUAUUGAAAUAAAUUUGAUCAAUUUCCAGGUCUUAAAAAGUAUUGCAAAUGAAAAAUGUUUCCAGACUAUUACUACAGUUCUAAUGUACUGUUUUCUAAAAUAGAAAAGUAGGUAUUUCCAAAAAUAAUUUUAAAAAUUAUGGAAAAGUAUGUCAAUUCCAACUGUGUAGGAACCCUGAAUCAGGAGUGAUCUAAUUUAAUAUUAAAAAUGAUCUUUCACAAAGAUAAUAGGUAAGCUAUUUUCAAAAAUGACCAUACAGGCUAAAAUGCUCACCUGAUCUGUCUUAAAGAGUUUGUUGGAAUCUGAACACUGGUGUUAUUUGUUAAAGUCAUGUUCUUUGAUUUAAUAUUAGCAAUGGCAUCAAGCUCUGUUUUCACAUAAUUUCACAGGCUGAUGGUUGGACAGGAUUUUUGUUUGUUGCUGUGCGUGAUUUGAGAGCUGUGGAUACAUUUCCUCAGGGUUUGUCUGUAGUAGUUGGAAGGGAGUAAUCACAAUGGUUAAAAAACAGUCCAAGAGUAGAUGAUGUUGCACUGAUGUUCAGGCUGCGUAAUAUAACUAAAUCAAAGCUGUGCUCAGUGUUUGUGAGUAACUUAAUGUGCUGUUUAAAAACCAAACAUUUGAACAACUCUAAAAUUUCUGGCUGUGUUUUUUGACGUAUUAUCAUCAAUCAUGUAAUUAUUCUAAAUUCUCAUGGAAAUUGGUACAGUAAAACAUAAUCUCUGGAGUUUUUUGCCAAGUCAUAACGUCAUUCCUGUUGGCUUUGUCAGGAGCGCUGGAGCUGGCAGACAGCUCAGCUGAUCUACCAGGACUGAAGUGGAUGCCUGGGGUCACUUCCUGGAAGGUACUGGAACAUUUAGUCUUUGGCAGCUGCUCCAAGAAUCAGCCUCAAAACUGUGUUUUAGUCAUGACAGCACCUUAACUUUGCAGUCAGACAGAAUCUUGUGGGUUGAUGUAAGUUGCUUUGAUUGAAUUUCAAAUAAAAGACAUUUUAUUUGUUUUUUUUCUUCAGCUGAUGACCAAAGAGGGUCAGUGGUUCUCUGACUGGUCUGAGGUUCCGAGCAGUCGGCACACACAGAUCCGCCCCACCAUGUUCCCGCCAACAGACAAAGAGAGACUUGCGAGCAUGCAUCUGGAGAGAUGGUACGCACAGCACACAAAGCUUUUGUAGUAAAAUGAGGACCACUCAGUUUGAUUUUAUGUUCUUAUUGUACAAAUCUAACCCCCGAAAAGUACUUUUACAUACAGCCAGCCCGAUUUAAUGAUGUCCUGUAAAGGCUCUGUGGCCAAAGAAAAUAGAAGCAGUAAGAGCAAGAAGCUUCUUCCAAACCCCCCAUGAGUGUGAAGAUUAUCAUAAGGUGUCCUGUAAGCACCCACAUGGUGGUCUGUCUUUGCAGAUUCCGGAUUCAUCAGCUGGGCUCGGUUUGAUUUAUUGUCUCGGCUCAGCUUCAGCCACACGCAUGCAACGAUGCGUACCCAUGUGCAUACCUGCACUCUUACGUAGUGGGAGGAUGAUGUCAUCUCCACUCGGCAGCUUUAACCUCAGCACAAAGACUGAUACACUACUGGCCAGCAGAGGGAGCUAUUGUCAUACAGUUUUUGAGGCCCCCUUUUCAUGUAAUGCCACCAAAGCUUUCUCACAGUAGGAGGCAUCGUCAAGUCAAAGCAAUGAUAUGUUUGUGUGUAUUUUAAUGUCAGCAUGAGGAUUCUGCCGCAUCACCAGAACACUGGGGGCUUCUUUGUGGCUGUACUGGUGAAGAAGGCGCCGAUGCCGUGGAAUAAAAGAUAUCCCAAGGUACUUCCUCUCAAAAACACACCCAUACAAACACACACACACACACUCUUAAUGGAUGAUUAGAUCAUCAGUUGUACUUGAAGUGGUAACUGGAGCAGAAUUCCCCCAUGUGGGUUUGCAGUGUGUCUGUAAAACCACGAGCACGCCCCCCCACUCCCCCACACACACACUCAAGUCUACUUGCAUCCUUAUUUAGUUUUACAAACCACAGCUGGGACUUCUCCUUUCCCCCCGUCUGCUCAUCCACCUCUCUGUCAUCCCCAGCUGAGGAAGGACAUGUCGUCCAUCUCAGAGACCAGAGCUGGAGGCCCUGCAGCAGCCUCGUCCCCUGUAGACACUCCUUGCCCCCCGGAGACAACCGUGGAGGGGAAGGGAGGGGAAGAGGAGGAGGGAGAGGGAUCAGGGGAGAAAGUAGAGGAGGCGUCCAAAGAAGCUUCUUCAGCCCCGGAGACUACUACUAAACAAGAGGGAGUGUGUGGGUGAGUCAUUUGUCUUGGUGAGCCAAUAAGCAGAUGAAUGACGUAGCUCCAUAUCAAUAUACAUAUACAGUGCUUUGUAUUAAAAAAUAGUCACUGAAUCAAGAAACAAACCUUUAGAAAACGCAGAUUUCAGGCUGUCAUUUUUUUUAAAGUUCUGUAAUACGUCAAUAAUCAAUAUGAACGUUUGUCUUCAAUGAGGGUGCUAUCAUACUCUUAAUAUGCUGAUUAUAUUUUAUGAUAUUUAUGACGUUAUAAUGUAAAAAAAAAAAAAAGAAGAGAGUAAGAUGAAAAAUGUAUGAGCUGAAUAACUGACUCCUGUUUAUCUGUAUCCCUCACAGCCCUCCACCCACCAAGAAGAUGAAGCUCUUCGGUUAUAAAGAAGACCCCUUUGUGUUCCUCACAGAAGACGACCCUGUCUUCACCAGCAUACAGUGAGUCCCUCAAUGUGCUUUGGUAGUGGUACUCAGACUUCUUUAUUUUUAUUAGCAGAGUCAAACAGUUUGUGUUUCUUUUGUUCUCUAGAUCUUUCUAUGAUAUGUCGCCCGACUUCCCCAAGCUCAACGUUCUGACCAGGACCCACGAAGGCAAGAAGAGACACUUGUACAUGGUGUCAAAGGAGCUCCGUAAUGUGCUUCUCAACAACAGCGAACGCAUGAAGGUGUGUGGUGUGUACUUGUGUGUGUACCUUUUGGAACAGGGUUUGCAUCAUUUCACACAUUGAGGUCAGCUGUAAUGACGGUGAUGUAACACCUACCUUUUAUAUAAGAAAAAUAAUUUGGUUGGAUUGAACUUCAGGCAGAGAGUACUCAAUGUACCGAGGUAGAGCCACUAACAUAUGGGACUAGAUUUAAAGCCCACCGGUUCUCUUUGCUGUGUGUUUUUAUCACUUUAAGAAGAAAAGAACGGACAUGGAAAAAUCCAUUAACACUAAUGUCCGUAAUGCAUCCAAAUACAAAUGCUCCAUACAGUCAAGAUUGAUGCAACAGUUCCUUGUUAGUGUAUUAUUGUGUACAUUUAUCUGCCCAGCAUAGAAAAACAGCCUAACAGAUGGGACCCUCUUCCACUUAAAAUCCCUGUAGUCCUACUACACCCCGCAGCACCUGCACAGGUGGUACUGUGCAUGUGUUUUGGUUUGUGCGCUUCACUGUCUUUGUUUUCCUUUCACUUUAAAUCCCUUUCUGUCAGGUUCAACCACAAUGAAGUGGAUUUCUUCAUAAUUAUAACAGCUUUUGGGUUUGAUGAUCGAAACACAAAACUCAGUUCUCCUUUCUUGUUGAAGUUUGUCAAGGUUCACAAAUGAAUUGGAAACCCUGUCAAUGGAAAAUUUCUGCAGUUGUUGCUAAUGCCGUCUCUGUUAUUUGGGAGAAGCCUAUGGCAAAGCGGCAAAGACUUGGACAUUCGUUGAUUUGGUUGACAGUAUUUAUUUGAACACAGAUUUAACAUCAGCAUGAACAACUGGAGCAACAUUUCUUUGAAUAGAUAUUAAAACUGUUCAGUUGUUCACACAUGUUUGCAUUCUUGUGCAGUAUUCACUUAUAAAUUAGUCAUGUUAAGGUCAUUUAACUUGCUCCACUUCCCAAGGUUGUUGAGGAGCUCAACAUGCAUAUUUAUUUGCAGGUUUGGUUUUAUUUUACUAUGCAAAUCACUGACAGUUGCCUCCUACUCCUGUUGGGACACUUAAAAGCUGCUGAAUUGUGUUUGCCGACAGUUUUGUAUUAUGUUGUUCAGUAGAUGCCUUAAGCAAGGCAGUUUAGUCAGCGUUAGUAAUUACUUAAAAAAAUAAAACAGCGGUGAUGCUGCAAAACAUCAAACAACAAUAAUGACUCCUAGACCUUGAUUUGAAGUACCCUUGAUUUGUUUUCCGCAGUGAUUAAUUAGUGCGGGGAAAUUCUGUUGAAUUUAUCUUUUAUUUAGAUUUUGUCGUUUGUGUAAAGAGCCUAAUUUUUUGUGGGUAAUCUUUUGUUCCUCAGGUGAUCAACACUGGAGUUAAAGUGUGGUCUCGCAACAGCGAUGGAGAGGAGUUUGGCUGCGCCUUCAGGCUAGCUCAGGAGGUAAAAGUCACACUCGCACAGCGCAGUCACUCACUUGAAUGCCACUUUCAUCCUAACACACUCUUCAGAGGAAGUAAAUAAGAAAAGCAGGACUUUUAAUAAUCAAAAGCUGUUUCUUAAUCAAACAUUUUCCUCAUGCCUUAACUCCACUUAAACAAACGUGAACAGUCCUUGACACCCCCUUGAGAGAUGAAUGUUGCUGACUGCUUGCUUCUCUAGUGAUACACAGCGGUCUACGUCUCCAUAAACAAACCUCAACCAAAAGCCACUCUAUAGCCACAAAUAAUGCUCAGAACAGCACCUAACUUCAUCAACACUCACCCACUCUCCUCCAGCAGCCGCUUGAUUAAGGGGGAGCCCUGACGAGUCAAUCACCGAGUGCAGCAGAAAAUUUAUGAUUAUUGUUUCAUGGAAAUGCAAUCAGACCAAGACGCUAAAUCAGAAGAACUACCAUGUCUGCAAGUGCACAUACAAGAAACACAAGAAAUCUGAUUGCAUUUCCAUGAAGUAAUGAUCAUAAAUGUUCUUCCUUGAGCUGCGAAACUCCGCUGCACUCGGUGAUCGACUUGUAAGGGCUCCCCCACAAAGAGUAGCUUUAGAGUAGUGACUAUAGAGUAGCUUUUGGUUGAGGUUUGCGCAUGGAGACGUAGACCGCUGUGUAUCGCUAUCAUGCAGUCGUGGCUGAAGUUGGUAUCACUAGAGAAGCAAGCAGUCGGCAACAUUCAUCUCUAGAGGGGGUGUCUAUCUAACUCACUGUUAUGGUGUGUUUGACCAUAACUCAAAUUUAAGCAGAAAUGUCCCUUUAAGUCAGUCUCACCAACAUAACUGUGUUUGCUCUGGAGGCUUGAUCUUGGCUCAGCAAUAAGGGAGCCGCCCAGCAGAGGUCCCACUCAAAAAGGAGAACUAGUGGGGUUUAUUGUAUGUAAAAGCUCUAGCAGUCUGCAGGUUGUCAACCUCAUGUUCUUUCUUUCCUGUCAGGGUAUUUACACUCUCCAGCCGUACAUCCGCUCCAGGAUAAUCAGAGUGAGUGUGGAGGACAUCAAAGUGCUGUUGACCCAGGAGAACCCCUUCCUCAGCAAACUGGGGGACGAUGCUCACUCUCAAGCCAAGAAAAUGGGUACACAGACUGAAGACUCUCAUUGCAAAAAUAAGAGAUGUAUUCCACAUAAUUAGCCUUUCACAAAAGCAAACCUUAGUCAUUUUAUAGUUACUGACUCCAGAUGAUACUCACAGGUAAGCAGCAUGAUUGUUAGAGAAGUGGAUAUUGAGUUGAAGGUUUCCAGUUCUGUUGGCAUAAAAUGAAAGAGCGGAAUGAAUGAGUAAUGCUUUGUCUUCCUCAACAGUAGUGUUGAGCUGCCCUUGAGCAAGGUAUUGACCUAGAAACUCUGGAGAAGAGCUCAGCUUUUUUAGAAAAAGGAAACUGUGGUUACACAGUUUCGUCAUCAGGGAUGAAUACAAAUAACAGAGCACGCGGGCGUAUCCAGCAUCAAAAUAGGUUCAGUGAUUAUAGUUUGAUUCCUGUAGUAAUUAAUGUAUUAUUCUCUCGACAGUUAUGGGGAGCAUUGUGUUGAAGUACAUUCCCAACCCAAAGUAAGUUGAAAAUAUUGUCUUUCACAUGCAUAUUAUCGGAUUUUUGAAGGAAUGUCCUGGUUUGAAGCCAUUUGUGACACCUGCUAUUCCACCUCUCUUUGUCAGUAACCCAGCAGAGCCCCAGUGUCCCAUCCAGCUGUGUGGCUGGAGGGGAAAAACGUCCAUCAGAGCCUUCGUACCGCGUAACGAGAGGUUUCAUUACCUCCGAAUGUUAGGUGUAGAGGUCUUUAGAGACAAACAGGGCCUUGGGCAGAAACAAAGGGAGGACGGAAAGGAGGGGAAGGAGGAUGUAGUGGACGAGGUGGAAAAGGACGGACAGGAAGGAGGAACAGUAGAAAAUGAAGUCAAUCUGGACAUGAAGAACGGAAAUGAAAAUGAAAAUGAAUCUUCACCCAAGAUGGACACGAGCAGCCAGGUGACUAGUGGCUGAACACAUUGAGGAAAAGUUGGAGGGAAUGAUUGACUGAACGAGAGCUCUGAGAGCUGAUGAACAGGUCCAAGACCACACCAUGAUGAACAGGAGAGUGAUGUGCCUGUACUGAUCCCUGUAUUUCAACACACUGACGAUGCAGAAGGAUUCCCCUUUAGAAAAGGACUUUAAUGGAAUCUCAAAUAGUUUGAUCGUCUCUGGGAAUCAGCUUUCAGUUAGAAAGGGUUGUGUUAUUUUCUUAAGUUUUUUAUUUGAAAGUGUUUUAAUACGUUUAUUUCACUUAUCAGUAGACCUCAAUCCUCUUUUAGUUGCUCAUGUUUUGAGGGGUCUAUGUCAGUUGUCAUUUUAUUUUCUACACCUGCUACGAUGGAGAAAUACAAAAUUGAUUAAAGCUUUUGAAAGUCAGUUGU
Messenger RNA from Xyrichtys novacula (pearly razorfish), 13516 nucleotides. The record is from the annotation of a GenBank genome assembly. Lineage: Eukaryota; Metazoa; Chordata; Actinopteri; Labriformes; Labridae.